Molecule: messenger RNA, 1694 nt
Organism: Sorghum bicolor (sorghum)
Lineage: Eukaryota; Viridiplantae; Streptophyta; Magnoliopsida; Poales; Poaceae
Product: lecithin-cholesterol acyltransferase-like 1
Exons: 2
Coding region: 250-1524 (424 amino acids)
Biological process (GO): lipid metabolic process
Source: RefSeq, a predicted model, not a curated record
GAAUUAAACAAGGCCUUGCCACAUCACCUUUUUGCUGAGUUAACAGUAUAUUUAAUAGAGAUAGAAACUAUUAAUACUGCCCUAACGAAUCAUACACGCCACUAAUCCUGUCCACGCAAAUAGUCUUCCAAAUGCAGUAUAGUCGUAUCUUUCCUACUGCAGCAUAGUACAAGUUUGCUUUUUGCUAGGCGCUAGCAGUAGCAGUAGCAGUAGCAGGCAAGGCAGCCGCGCCGCGCGCUGCCCAUCGCCAUGGCUACACCUACACACCUCCACCGGCUGCUGCUGCUGCUGCUGCUCUUCCUCGCUUCCGUCCUCCUCUUGCGCUGCGCCACGUCGCCGCUCCCCAACGCCGGCGUCACCACCUUGGACCACCGCCCUGGCGUGUACCCUGUCGUGCUGCUGCCGGGCAACCCCUGCAGCCAGCUCGAGGCGCGCCUCACGGGCGAGUACCGACCGCCGCCGGAGUCGCCUCAAUGCGGCGCUGGCAGCAACGAGCGCGGCCGGUGGUUCCGGCUGUGGAGGAACGCCACGGCGAUGGACGACCCCGGCGUCGCGCCGUGCCUCGCCGACCAGCUCCGCCUCGUCUACGACCCCGCCGCCCGCGACUUCCGCGACGUGCCGGGCGUGCAGACCCGUGUUCUCGGGCGCUUCGGCUCCACCACCAGCUUCCUCGCCGACACUGAAGCCAACAAGCUCGUCGAGGCGCUGCAGCAGGCCGGGUACCGCGACGGCGAGACGCUGUUCGGCGCGCCGUACGACUUCCGGCAAGCUCCCGCCGCGCCGGGGCAGCCUUGCCGAGCCUUCUCACGGUUCACCCGGCGGUUCAGGGCGCUCGUGGAGCGCGCGAGCAGGGUGAACGGCGGCAGGCCGGUCGUCGUCGUGUCGCACAGCCAGGGCGGCUACUUGGCGCUGGAGUUCCUGAAACGGAGCCCGCUGCCGUGGCGCCGGAGGUACGUCAGGCGCUAUGUCAUGGCGUCCACGGGCGCCGGCGGGUUCCUGUCGGUCAUGAGCCAGCUCGCCUCCACGCCAGGCGUCGCGCUGAGCGCCGCCAGCGCGUUCACGGCGCUGCCGUCGCCGGUGGUGUUCGGCCCCGGCACGCCGCCGCUGGUCGUCACGCGGGACAGGAACUACACGGCGAGCGACAUGUCGGAGUUCCUGGCGGCGAUCGGGGUGCCCCCGCUCGGGGUGACGCUGUACGAGACGCGGGCGCUGCCCGUUCAGCUCGGCUUCCGGGCGCCGGUGGUGCCGACGACCUGCAUCAACGGCGUCGGCGUGCCCACGACGAAGCAGCUGGUUUACUGGGACGGCAACUUCAGUGAGACGCCGCAGGUGGUGUACGGCGACGGCGACGGAUUGUUACCCUUGGCGAGCAUAGUGGCGCUCGACACGGUGAUCGGCGGUGACACGAGGCAGGAGUACUACAAGUCUAUCAAGCUUGCUGGCACCUCUCACGCCGGCGUCGUCUCAGAUGCUGCGGCUUUGAAACGUAUCGUCGAUGAGAUUUUUUGGAGUACUCCUGUGUGAUUAAGUGUGUCACUGUGUCACCCUGUUUGACAGUAAAAAUCGAUUUGUAAGUACUGCUUCCGUCCGAGAAGAGAAUGGCACUUUAGAUCUGGAGUAAACCAAACUUUCUAAGAAUUAGUACCGUGUUGUAUGCUCCGUUCGUGCUAAAAAGAAUGCAAUUCUAGCUAAAA